Messenger RNA from Arvicanthis niloticus (Nile rat), 2236 nucleotides. It is a transcript of the gene Klhl3, whose product is annotated as kelch like family member 3. Gene Ontology annotation, cellular component: cytosol. NCBI's taxonomy places the organism in Eukaryota, Metazoa, Chordata, Mammalia, Rodentia, Muridae. Gene Ontology annotation, biological process: monoatomic ion homeostasis; renal sodium ion absorption; protein K48-linked ubiquitination. Gene Ontology annotation, molecular function: protein binding. The record is from RefSeq and is a predicted model, not a curated record.
AGAAGCCUGCCGCCGAGUAAGUCAGAGGAAGGAGGAUUGGGAGGGAAGAGGUUUCAGUUACAGCCAUGCUGAAUCACGGUUGCUGAUCAGGGUCCCUCACGGGGCUGUUGGGAGAACCCAGAGAGCAGCGCCGGUUCCUGGGUGCAUGCAGUUUGGUGGCUACUAACCCUGCCGGGCCUCCCACAAUGGAGGGCGAAAGCGUCAAGCAGAGCCCUCAGCCCACAGCACAGGCUGAGGACGAUGAGAAGAACCGGAGGACGAUAACUGUCAACCCUGCCCACAUGGGGAAGGCCUUCAAGGUCAUGAAUGAGCUGCGAAGUAAGCGGCUGCUGUGUGACGUGAUGAUUGUGGCGGAAGACGUGGAGGUAGAAGCCCACCGCGUGGUCUUGGCGGCCUGCAGCCCUUACUUCUGUGCAAUGUUCACAGGUGACAUGUCUGAGAGCAAGGCCAGGAAGAUUGAAAUCAAGGACGUGGACGGGCAGACUCUCAGCAAGCUCAUCGAGUACAUCUACACUGCCGAGAUCGAGGUGACAGAAGAGAACGUGCAGGUGCUGCUUCCAGCAGCCAGCUUGCUGCAGCUCAUGGACGUACGGCAGAACUGCUGUGACUUCCUGCAGUCUCAGCUGCAUCCCACCAACUGCCUGGGCAUCCGCGCCUUUGCAGAUGUGCACACCUGCACCGACCUCCUGCAGCAGGCUAAUGCCUAUGCAGAGCAGCACUUCCCAGAGGUGAUGCUGGGGGAAGAGUUUCUGAGCUUAAGUCUGGACCAGGUGUGCAGCUUAAUAUCCAGCGACAAGCUGACUGUCUCCUCAGAAGAGAAGGUGUUUGAAGCUGUGAUUUCGUGGAUCAAUUACGAGAAGGAGACUCGCUUAGACCACAUGGCAAAGCUGAUGGAGCAUGUCCGACUCCCCCUCUUACCGAGGGAUUACCUGGUCCAGACAGUCGAGGAGGAAGCUUUGGUCAAGAACAACAGCACCUGCAAGGACUUCCUCAUUGAAGCCAUGAAGUACCACCUCCUGCCCCUUGACCAGAGGCUCUUGAUCAAGAACCCCAGGACCAAGCCCCGGACCCCAGUCAGCCUGCCCAAGGUCAUGAUUGUGGUUGGUGGCCAGGCACCCAAGGCAAUCCGCAGCGUGGAAUGCUAUGAUUUCGAGGAGGGCCGCUGGGACCAGAUAGCCGAGCUUCCGUCCAGAAGAUGCAGAGCAGGUGUGGUGUUCAUGGCAGGCCACGUGUAUGCCGUGGGCGGGUUUAACGGUUCUCUGCGGGUACGGACAGUGGAUGUGUACGAUGGAGUGAAGGACCAGUGGACGUCCAUUGCCAGCAUGCAGGAGCGCCGGAGCACGCUGGGUGCGGCCGUGCUCAAUGACCUUCUCUAUGCUGUCGGAGGUUUUGAUGGCAGUACCGGCCUGGCAUCCGUAGAAGCCUACAGCUACAAGACCAAUGAGUGGUUCUUCGUGGCCCCCAUGAACACACGGCGGAGCAGCGUGGGAGUGGGUGUUGUGGAGGGGAAGCUGUAUGCUGUUGGGGGUUACGACGGGGCUUCCAGGCAGUGCCUGAGCACUGUGGAGCAGUACAACCCAGCCACCAACGAGUGGAUAUAUGUGGCGGACAUGAGCACCCGACGCAGUGGCGCUGGGGUCGGGGUGCUCAGCGGACAGCUGUAUGCCACUGGGGGACAUGAUGGACCCUUGGUGAGGAAGAGUGUUGAAGUUUACGAUCCUGGGACAAACACCUGGAAGCAGGUGGCGGACAUGAACAUGUGCCGGCGAAAUGCAGGAGUCUGUGCGGUGAAUGGGCUCCUGUACGUGGUCGGAGGGGACGAUGGAUCAUGCAAUCUGGCUUCAGUAGAGUACUAUAACCCAGUCACAGACAAGUGGACACUGCUGCCCACCAACAUGAGCACCGGGAGGAGCUAUGCAGGUGUUGCUGUGAUUCAUAAAUCCUUGUGACCCAAACUCCCUCCCAGCCAGGAGGUGGAAGAAGAAGCUGCAGGGCACUGCUUGUGGCAGCAGGACCAUCACAAGUGAUGAGAAGGCCUGAGAGGCUCUGCCGUGGUUCAACAACCACCAUCAUUGUCUCGGCAGACCAACCUCAUCCCUCCACGUGGACACUCAUGACCCACCUUUCUGCUCCAAGGUGCUUUGAAUUCUGCCCUAAACAGUCGAGUUCCUGACAGCCCCAGCAGCACCCUAGGGCGUGCACACUCGGGAACGUGUGUGUGUGUGUGUGUGUGUGU